AAUGGCGAAAUUCAUACUAUGCAGCCUCUUCGUAUUCCUCUUAAUUGUGCAAACAUCCCCACUAACAUUCCAGGCAGUUAUAGAAAAUGAGAUCAAAAGACUCAAUGAUACCAGUUAUCAAAAUCUAUUACUGGGAAGAAGCAGCUCUGUAUCCGCUAAGAUAGCGAGAGAGGAGUGGAGGGUUCUUAAAGAAAAAAUAAACGAGCAGCUCGCUAGUCAAAACAAGACACUUGACAACUACGUCGUUUGUAUAUCUGGAUUUGUGACAUCGGAUUACAAUGCAUCUGUCUAUCGAGAUCUGCUGAUCAAAUUCGAAGAAAUACAAAAAGAAUAUUGGGAAUACUUCAAAGGUUACAAGCAAUUGGUUACAAUGUAUCAAAACAAAUUAAACAGAAAUGAAGGAGAACGUCUGCUUCCGAAGUACCAGAAGUGUGACAAACUUCUCCCUAUUAAGAAGAAUAAAGGUAAUUCAAUUUUAAUAAAUGUGUAGAACUAAGACACUCUGAUAGUAUAUCAUCCCACAUUUAUGUGUCUUUCAGACAUAUCACACAAUGAAAUAGUUUUAUUCACUAGUUGGCAUUUCGGAAACAAUUAUUUGCUCAUAAUCAUGUCAACUGUGUUUGAAACGUGAUAUAUCCAAUAAAAGAUUUAAUAUGGAAAUUUAAUUUUAAUGCUGAGUUAACCAGCCAAUUAAAUAUUUCACACAACUGAUUUAACAAUAAUUCUGGACAUCAACUUUCAAAUGCUAAUGGAUCAUUUUAGUGUGAUUACGUAGGUAGCAUGAGAAAAGAAGAAGUAUUAGUUGAGGGAAAAAACUUCCUUAAAAUCUCUGCUGUUAGAAUCAUUUCUAAAUAUUCAUCAGGUCAUUCCUGACUACAUUAAACAUUGAAUCCAUAAGAUGAUAUAGUUUGAUUUCUUCCUGUCGAUGUGAACAUUUGUUGAAAUGAAGCUGUGACAAGCCGAUGGAGUGAAAGGAUCAGAUAGUUAAUUAACCACACAAUGACGACGAAUAAAUGUUACACAGUCAGCUAUAUCAUUGCUACUUUGAUAGUGUUCACUCAUGUUAUCCACGAAUUGAUUUUGUGCUGAAUUCACCACCAAUAUAUUUUAGCAAUCAGUGAAAUCAGAGAACU
Trichobilharzia szidati is the source of this 1133-nucleotide messenger RNA. The record is from the annotation of a GenBank genome assembly. Lineage: Eukaryota; Metazoa; Platyhelminthes; Trematoda; Strigeidida; Schistosomatidae.